Messenger RNA from Chionomys nivalis (European snow vole), 3268 nucleotides. RefSeq names its product fem-1 homolog A (gene Fem1a). NCBI's taxonomy places the organism in Eukaryota, Metazoa, Chordata, Mammalia, Rodentia, Cricetidae. The coding region runs from base 122 to 2086 and encodes 654 amino acids. Gene Ontology annotation, molecular function: protein binding. The transcript has a single exon. The record is from RefSeq and is a predicted model, not a curated record.
UGCCCCGUCGCGGAGACCAUUUCGUUCCGCCCGGAGACCGCUAAGAUGGCGGCGGGGGAGAAAGUGAAGGUUGUCUCCUGCGACAGGCGGCCCGGCUAGAGCCGGCAACGUGGCGCCCAGCAUGGAUCUGCACACGGCGGUGUACAAUGCGGCGCACGACGGCAAGCUGCAGCUGCUGCAGAAGCUGCUGGCCGGCCGCGGGCGGGAGGAGCUGGACGAGCUGCUGGGCGAGGUGGCGGGCGGCGGCACGCCGCUGCUGAUCGCGGCGCGCCGCGGACACCUGGACGUGGUGGAGUACCUGGUGGACCACUGCGGCGCCAGCGUGGAGGCGGGCGGCUCGGUGCACUUCGACGGCGAGACGAUCGAGGGCGCGCCGCCGCUCUGGGCCGCGUCGGCGGCGGGCCACCUGGCCGUGGUGCGGAGCCUGCUGCGCCGCGGCGCCUCGGUCAACCGCACCACCCGCACCAACUCCACGCCGCUGCGCGCCGCCUGCUUCGACGGCCACCUGGACGUGGUGCGCUACCUGGUGGGCGAGCACAAGGCCGACCUGGAGGUAGCCAACCGCCACGGCCACACGUGCCUCAUGAUCUCCUGCUACAAGGGCCACCGCGAGAUCGCGCGCUACCUGCUGGAGCGCGGCGCGCAGGUGAACCGGCGCAGCGCCAAGGGCAACACGGCCCUGCACGACUGCGCCGAGUCCGGCAGCCUGGAGAUCCUGCAGCUGCUGCUGGGCUGUCACGCGCGCAUGGAGCGCGACGGCUAUGGCAUGACCCCGCUGCUGGCCGCCAGUGUCACCGGGCACACCAACAUCGUGGAGUACCUCAUCCAGGAGCAGCCCGGCCACGGGCAUCUCUCGGGGGUGGAGCUGCCCAGGGAAGGGUCCCCCCAGGGGGCAAGCAGCGGCCGCUCCACCCCUGAGGAAGCAGAGCCUUAUGAGAGCUGCUGCCCCACCAGCCGUGAAGCGGCCGUGGAGGCUUUGGAGCUGCUGGGAGCCACCUACGUGGAUAAGAAAAGGGAUCUGCUCGGAGCCCUGAAGCACUGGAGAAGGGCGAUGGAGCUCCGCCACCAGGGUGGGGACUACCUCCCCAAGCCCGAGCCCCAACAACUGGUUCUGGCCUACGACUAUUCCAGGGAGGUGACCACGCCCCAAGAGCUGGAGGCCCUCAUCACAGAUCCUGAUGAGAUGCGGAUGCAGGCCCUGCUGAUACGGGAGAGGAUCCUGGGCCCCUCGCACCCUGACACUUCAUACUACAUAAGGUACCGGGGUGCUGUCUACGCAGACUCUGGAAAUUUCGAGCGCUGUAUCCGUCUUUGGAAGUAUGCCUUGGAUAUGCAGCAGAGCAACCUGGAGCCACUGAGCCCCAUGACGGCCAGCAGCUUCCUGUCAUUUGCGGAGCUCUUCUCCUAUGUGCUGCAGGACCGCUCCGCCAAGGGCAACCUGGGCAUGCAGCUUGGUUUCCCCGACCUCAUGGGCGUGCUCAGCAAAGGGGUGCGGGAAGUGGAGCGGGCCCUGCAGCUGCCCAAGGAGCCGGGGGACUCGGCGCAGUUUACCAAAGCCAUCGCCAUCAUCCUCCAUCUGCUGUACCUGCUGGAGAAGGUGGAGUGCACCCCUAGCCAGGAACACCUCAAGCACCAGACAGUCUACCGCCUGCUCAAGUGUGCCCCGCGCGGCAAGAACGGCUUCACCCCACUGCACAUGGCAGUGGACAAGGAGACCACUAACGUGGGCCGCUACCGUGUGGGUGUCUUCCCCUGCCUGCAUGUGGUCAGGGUGCUGCUGGACUGCGGGGCUGACCCCGAUAGCCGGGACUUCGACAACAACACUCCGCUGCACAUUGCUGCUCAAAACAACUGCCCAGCCAUCAUGGAUGCACUCAUCGAGGCCGGGGCCCACAUGGAUGCCACCAACGCCUUCAAGAAGACUGCCUAUGAGCUGCUGGACGCCAAACUGCUGGCCAAGAGCACCGUGCAGCCCUUCAACUAUGUAACACUGCAGUGCCUGGCCGCCCGUGCCCUGGACAGAAACAAGGUCCCUUAUAAGGGCUUCAUCCCAGAGGAGCUGGAGGCCUUCAUCCAGCUGCACUGAGCCUGGCCCACAACCCGCCUGCACUUUGGCCUUCUCCAAGCAGAAGCAUCCUGUCCCCUUGGCCUACUGGCAGUGGGGGGCAGUGGAGUGAGCCCGACUGUUGGUUCUAGAAACCUUCAGGGUCACGUGGUAGGAAGAUGGUCUUUCUCCGUGGCAAUGCAGAAGGGUACCGGGGCCUCCUCAGUGGCAUCUGUCUGGGUCUGGAGACCUCUGCCCUGUCACCUGGUCUCCAGCUAGCUUGUCCUGGAGUCCUGUGUAGCCGACACUGUCAAGAUGGAGUCAGAAGUCACUGGCGCCUUCCUGCAGUGGGGCACCUGCCACCUAGAUGCUUGCGAUUGGUUUGUUGUUUACUAAGCAAGUGGGCAACGGCUUGGAGCCCACGUUCUGAGGUUUUUGCUCGGUCUUUUUUUCCUUGGUUUCUGUUUGUUGGACUCAGUAAUGACUUAGUUUGAAGUUGCUGCCAGGACUUUGGUGUGGCCACAGCUGAAACCAGCAUGAGCUGUGAGUGCAGACCUGUGACAGACUUGCUGCGAAGCCUCCCUGCUUCCAUACUGCUUAGAGAGAGGACUGUCCCCAAGAAGAGCCAUAGCAAGUGACGGGAACAGCCAGGCGAACGACUGCCUCCAGCCCCAUCCCGUGGGAUGGCUGGCAGGUGCUCUGGUCACCAGGUCACAUCCGUGCCACACUUGUCCUGUCUCACCUGACCCCGGGUCUUCGUGAAGAGUCCAUAGUAUCCCACUAACUGCCAGGAGUGGGACGGUGGGGAGCUGCCCAGGGUUGCGAUAGGCCACCCGGGCCCUGAGUGCAGCCGUAGGGGCACACACCGCCUGAACAGCACCAGCCUGGGGCUCCACCAGCUCUUGUCCCUGUCCUUUACCGUGAGUGGGAUUAAACCUGCAUCACUCAAGGCAGGAGAUGUACAUCCCUGGCUUAUGGGAACCAGCUGCAAGGGGAGAAAGUCUAGUGUAGAGAAGCCAGUCCCUCCCUUGGCCGUGGAAGCCGUCCCGCGAGGACAUCGGUGUGUGAUUGCAGUGUUAGGUAGCUUGUUCUCUGUAUAAAACAAGCCUUAGGCCUUACUGGGCAGAGCCUCACUGCCCCACCAUCCGAAGCUCAGGGCAAACAUGAACCCCUGUGAGUCUUGGCACUUAUAUUUAUUGAUUAAAAUACAGGUAUGUGAAGGAA